Oreochromis aureus is the source of this 603-nucleotide messenger RNA. Its product is annotated as NACHT, LRR and PYD domains-containing protein 3-like. The transcript has 4 exons. Bases 1 to 603 code for a protein of 200 amino acids. NCBI's taxonomy places the organism in Eukaryota, Metazoa, Chordata, Actinopteri, Cichliformes, Cichlidae. The record is from RefSeq and is a predicted model, not a curated record.
AUGUUAUUUGACGUCAGUCCCAAAAUCGCAGUGGACUUCCUGAGGAGGAUGAAGCAUGAGGAGCUGGCUGACCGUCUGCAGAGCAAACUUUUUGCUGCUGUGUGUCAGCCUAAACUUAAAUCUGCUCUGAAGAAGAAGUUCGAGUGUGUGUUUGAGGGCAUCGCUAAAGCAGGAAACCCAACCCUUCUGAAUCAGAUCUACACAGAGCUCUACAUCACAGAGGGAGGGACUGCAGAGGUCAAUGAUGAACAUGAGGUCAGACAGAUUGAAACAGCAUCCAGGAAACCAGACAGACCAGAAACAACCAUCAGACAAGAAAACAUCUUUAAAGGCUCACCUAGAAGAGAUGAACCAAUCAGAACAGUGCUGACAAAGGGAGUGGCUGGCAUUGGGAAAACAGUCUUAACACAGAAAUACACCCUGGACUGGGCUGAAGACAAAGCCAACCAGGACAUCCAGUUCAUAUUACCGUGCCAGCAGUGCACAAUUGCGCACGCACCCAGCUUAGAGGGAACAUUGCUGGUGACCAAAGUCCUGGCUGAGACUGUGAGCGUGAGCGGCUUGUUCAUAGUGGAGAUCUGGACAUUGGUGACUCCGGGCUAG